Molecule: messenger RNA, 1965 nt
Organism: Dermacentor andersoni
Lineage: Eukaryota; Metazoa; Arthropoda; Arachnida; Ixodida; Ixodidae
Gene: Prp18
Product: pre-mRNA processing factor 18
Biological process (GO): RNA splicing; generation of catalytic spliceosome for second transesterification step
Cellular component (GO): U2-type post-spliceosomal complex; U5 snRNP; U4/U6 x U5 tri-snRNP complex
Source: RefSeq, a predicted model, not a curated record
UUGCGCAGUUCAAACGCUAUUACAGCUUUUCAACGGUCUUCGUGAGCUCGAUCGUUUAUUACGACCUUGAAGAAUGGACGUUCUAAAAGCAGAGAUUGAGCGCAAGCGUAAGGAACUGGAAAACAGGCAGCUCGUCGGACCCCAGAGGAAGUUCUUCAAGCGGGAAGAGCUGAUCAAGCAGACGACUGAGGAGUAUGAGCAACGACGCCGAGCCAAGCAUCAGGACGAAGAUGAUGAUGAGUCGUCAUUGUCGCUGUCAGUGGCCAGCCUCCUCAAGAAGAAGCAGGAGGACGAACGUGUGCUGCCAAGGAAAGAGGUGAUCAGGCGCCUUAGGGACCGUUCUGAGCCAAUACUGCUUUUCGGUGAAACAGAGACAGAAGCCUUCCAUCGACUGCGACGCCUGGAGAUUCUGGAGCCUGAGGUGGACAGGGGCCUCCGCAAUGACUUUCAGGAGGCAAUGGAGAAAGUGGACCAAAUCUACCUGGACGAGAUCCUUAAGUCACAGGGCAAAACCGAAGACGGGAAGUCGGUGCAUGACGUCAAGGUUGAGAAUGAUGGAACCACCUUGGAAGACAUCCAGAACAUAGCGCAGGAACUCGGCGAGCGCAGAAACAAGGGAAAAGAUGCGGAGAUGAUUCUUACUGCCCUCAGGUUCAUCCUGCAAAUGUGGGGCGAGCGGCUGAAUGCUCGGCCCGAGCCUGAGAAGAUGUCGAUGCGGGGCAAGCUGGCAUCGGCGACAUACGGCCAGACGCAGUCAUACCUGCGACCGCUGUUCAAGCGUCUCCGCAAGGGCACCAUCCCUGAGGAUAUCCUCGAGCACCUGGUGCGGAUUGUUAAAAACAUGCUACUCAAGGAGUAUGUCAAGGCCAAUGACGCAUACCUGCAGAUGGCCAUUGGCAAUGCCCCCUGGCCCAUUGGUGUCACCAUGGUGGGCAUUCACGCCCGAACAGGUCGCGAGAAGAUCUUCGCACAGAACAUUGCCCAUGUCUUGAAUGAUGAAACUCAACGCAAGUUCAUUCAAGCACUCAAGCGGCUCAUGACACAGUGCCAACGGCUCUUCCCCACUGAUCCAUCGCGGUCUGUUGAGUACAACGCCUGAGCAAUGAAACAGCUCCUGGAAAAUUGCUGUGAAAGCGCUUCAAGUAUAAAGGGCCCUAGCUGUGCUCGAGGACAGUGCUGUGGUAGUUGGGGCCAGUGUACGAACAACUUCUGCGUGACACACGCAAACCACCUUCCCUGUGCACAUAAGUGCGAACUACAUGCAUUGUGCUUUUCAUCAUUGCACAAGAAUGACAUCAGGUCAAACGUGUGACUCAGAUGCAGAUAAUUUUUUUUUUUUUUUUUUGUCCCUGCUCUGUAGUCACUUCAUGAAUGAAUUAAAACCGCAAGUUGUAUUUAUUCUGAAGCAAGCUUCAUGGCCAAGCCCAUGUGAAGUCGGACUGCUACAAGUUUAGGGUCUUCACCGUGACUACUUUCGACAACAGCACAUUACAUUGCAGCAAUUUUCUCAGCCACUGCCCUGGCUUGGUUAAUGAUUGCUGUGGUAUUGGCCCUUUCAGUCCCGAAUUACCAGCGCAUGGCUGUAAAAAGUUAAUUCCUCUAAAAUGAAGUCAUUCCAAAUCAAAUAUGUAUGUGGGAAAUAACAAACAGGCUCUGCACACUUGCGUGGGAAAAACAAAAUUUUGUUGCACGAUUCUAAUUGGAAUCAUGUUAAUUUCAGGCAUUUUCACAAGAUUAAUGCACAUUUGUUCAUAAUGUAUUUCGUAUCAGGCUGUCAUAGAUAAAAUAUCCAUAAAAAGAAAGAACUUUAGAUAUGUUUCCUCAGCUGGAAUUUGUGAACAGCACAAAGUGGUGCAUGCAUGUACAAAAGCCUCUCAAUGCGAAGUUUUUGUGCUGUUAUGAACAUGGCCAGUGUGCACAAUGCUGUCAACACAUUGAAAUAAAAUUUUUAUCUUUCCCAUUACA